This is a messenger RNA of Racocetra persica, 136 nucleotides long. The record is from the annotation of a GenBank genome assembly. NCBI's taxonomy places the organism in Eukaryota, Fungi, Glomeromycota, Glomeromycetes, Diversisporales, Gigasporaceae.
AAGUUCCAAGAAUUAAGUUUAUAUAUAGGAAGCAAUAGUAAUCAAGACUUGUUAGAAUUUGGUAUCAAAAAAUUUAUAAUUGAUUAUAAAACUCCAUUCUAUGCUGAAAUUUCUGAGCAGUGUGCAAUUAUUAAUA